CUUUAUGCACCAGAGAAAUCUACAGAAUGUAUGAACCAGCUGCGGCAACUUUAUUUCAUUCUGCAGUCCUCUAGCACUGAGCCAUGUUUGCCAAGAAACAUGAUCUCAACUUUGGUGAAUAUGGUCAGUUCCAUGGAUCGUGACAAAACAAAAGAAUGUCUUCUAUGUGAGCAGAUUUUGGCGGAGCUUUUGCCUCGGGAUGAGGGUGAUCUAGGCUCUGAUUUCUAUCCCAGCCCUGGCUAUCAAUCAUCCGAGGCCACAGCUAACUGCUUCUCUCUCUAUCUAAUACAGGGAAACAGGAAUUUUUGUUUUACUAAAAUCAUUCCGCAAGCUGUACGGUGGAUGUCUUCAGGAAAGGAAGAUUUUAAUGUACAAAGACAGGCCUUCUCUUUCCUGGUAUCACUACAGGUCCUACACAAUAAACUUCUGUCUGAGGAGACCCUGACAGAAGUAAAUAGUACAGUGAGUGAUUGGUUGAUGAAUGCCUCUCUGUAUCAACUCCCCAAUCCUUACACCAUUAACCCCUUCAAGAAAGACCAGGCCAUUGUUGUUAAUGAAGUGGAUGGAACUCCCAGCAGAAAUUUCUUUACUGUCCUCAAUAUUGGCCAGUAUUACACAAAUGACCAGUUCCUGAACAUCUACAGUUUCUCAAUGUUGUUCAAAUGGCUGUACCACUCCCACGUAACUAGUGAUGAUAACCAGGAACCAGCUAAUAAAUGUACCCAUGUGUUCCACUCGUUAGUGGAUAAAUCCAUCGAUUACUGCUUUAGAAUACUGGACCAGUGUGAGAGAAAGCCAAAAGUUGCAUCAGAUGUAGACCUCCAAAACUGUUGUUUGUUGGAGGUGGUAAAUGUACUGGACAUCAUUUGUAAGAUAGAACCGGGCCGGGUUGCUCGAGUUUUCCAGGAGGUGCGGCGAUUGUACAACAGAUUGGCAGCAGAACCAGAUAAAGCCAGACUUCUCAUUCCUGUUCUACAGUUCUUCCUUAAUCAUGGUAAAAGUGUAGAGCAUGACCCACAAGAGGCCUAUACUUUGUUUUUCCACAAGUUGCUAACACAGUGGUACCUGGACCCAGCCUUCAGUUUUGACACAGUCACCUUUAUCCGAGAUAACCUUGAAACUCUCUGCCACAACACAUCCAUACUGUCUACUUACUUCCCCAACAUCCUCAAGAUCCUGGCCUGGAAUCCCAGGACAUAUUUGACAGAUUUUGAAGACAUACUGCCAGCAUUGAUGUCUCCGUCCACAGCCACUGAAGUUUUCCAUAUGUUGUUGGAUUUGCCCUGUGUAACAGUUGCCUUAGAGGUAACCGAGCAAUGUAAGAAACGUGAGGCUCAGACUUUGUCUACUGAGACAGAACCAAUCAGCUCACUGUCUGCAUUCCAGAGCGCCCUCUACAGGCCAAUGUUUAACUUCUUCACACGAGUGGAGGGAGGACAUGGAGAUACUAUAAAUAGAUUGUCUUCCUUCCACAAUAUCCUGAGGGAUAUGAACCAGCAUCCUCGUGUGGUUGUCUGCUCUCAGAUUGUGCCUGUGUUGUUAAGGAUUUGGUUUGAUGUUGUAUUGGACGAUGCCUCACCAGAGUUUGGUUCUCAGUUAAUCCCAGUCCUACUAGAGCGGACAGCUUCAUUGUACAGCAUUCCAGGCUAUCAGGCGGAUGUCAAAAAGGUUUUGGCAGAAAACUUAGUACAUUUAUUGAAGAAACAUCCAGGAAUAAUUUUGGAUCAGGCCUCAGAAAUUAAAGACUUCCUAAUAAGUCCAAGGAAUAUUUCAGAACGAGAGGAAUUCUUUGCAAAUCUGGUUUGGUGUGUCGGUGAGUUAAGUUCAGUGAAGCAUGACAAAAGAUGUUCUGCUGAAACAAUUACAAGAUUUCUUGAUACACUUGAGGUGUUGACCUAUGAACUCUCAGGAAUGACUUCUACAGAUGAACAAUUUGCAGAUUCCUCCAAAAUAAUUUGCAUGUUAAUGUCAGCAAUAUCAAAGUUAGCUUCCAAAUGUCAAGACCUGAUUCCUCGAUCAAUUCUUCUCCUGACUAAGGUUGCUAAGCAACAUCAAGCUAGUUACUUGGAUACAGAAGUAAAGGAUGCAUUGGUUGGAAGGGCACAGGAGCUCAUCAACCUCCUUAAACUUCCAAAUUUUGCCAAUGUUGUGUUUAACCCUGAUGAUGAUAUAGAGACUGGGAGGUGGCACAGAGACAACACCAGUUUACCUGUCACCCUGAGGGGAAUCCAGCAUGUACUCUCAUAGCUUAAACUGAAUAUCAACUCUA
Molecule: messenger RNA, 2269 nt
Organism: Saccostrea cuccullata (small rock oyster)
Lineage: Eukaryota; Metazoa; Mollusca; Bivalvia; Ostreida; Ostreidae
Product: AP-5 complex subunit zeta-1-like
Exons: 17
Cellular component (GO): AP-5 adaptor complex
Source: RefSeq, a predicted model, not a curated record